Messenger RNA from Polyodon spathula (Mississippi paddlefish), 3855 nucleotides. RefSeq names its product guanine nucleotide binding protein (G protein), gamma 12b (gene gng12b). Bases 318 to 536 code for a protein of 72 amino acids. Gene Ontology annotation, cellular component: heterotrimeric G-protein complex. Lineage: Eukaryota; Metazoa; Chordata; Actinopteri; Acipenseriformes; Polyodontidae. The transcript has 5 exons. Gene Ontology annotation, biological process: G protein-coupled receptor signaling pathway. The record is from RefSeq and is a predicted model, not a curated record. Gene Ontology annotation, molecular function: G-protein beta-subunit binding.
AGAGAGAGAGAGAGAGAGAGAGAGAGAGAGAGAGAGAGAGAAAAAAGUGAGAGAGUGAGCAAGUUAGUGUUCGAAGGAAACACAAGCGGUUCAACGUAAAAAUUGCUUUCCAACAACUUGCUGCAGCUGACGAUUCUCUAGACUUCGACAGUUACUAUACAGUUCAUGCGGAGGGUGGAACCUUUUUUGUUUUGACCAGUUUAAUCCACGACUGAAUAACUCCUCAGCCAGCGAAUGUCAGCAUUUCUGGCAGAAACCAGGACCUGUGAGAGCCACACUGUUUGAAAGAAUAAGCAGGCAUCUAAAUUUAUAUUAAAAUGUCUUCUAAAGUGUCCAGUUCAAACAACAUAUCUCAAGCAAGGAGGACAGUCCAACAGUUAAGAAUAGAAGCCAGUAUCGAGAGAAUAAAGGUUUCAAAGGCGUCUGCAGACCUUAUGCACUACUGUGGGGAACAUGCCAAGUACGACCCCCUGCUAAUGGGUAUCCCAGCGUCAGAAAACCCCUUCAAGGACAAGAAGCCUUGUACUAUAUUAUAGUGGACAACUGAACGUCAUGCUUUUUAAUGUGGUGGCUUUUUUUAUAUAGACAGAAACCAGUUUAAAUCUCAUUUAUGUAGUCUUAAGGCCUCCUGAUAUGUACUCUGUUUUAAGGUACUUUUACAUGAUAAAUAACAAAUAUAUAUAUAUAUAUAUUUUCCUCUCUGUUUUAGUCAGUGUGGGGGGAGGGGGGGCACAAACCAAAACACUUUUUUUUUUUUUUUUGUGUGCCAGGUAACUAAAGAUGUUAUAGCAACAGUUAUCUGGGCUCUGUAUUGGCUUAUAACAAAGGGUUUGUGGUAUACAGUAUAUAUGUGUUCUGUCUGUUUGAGACCAAAGUUGCCUCAGAAGUAUCCUUUAUGUACAAUGAAGCAGGUUUUUAACCAGUACUUUUUGUAUAUGUGCUUCUUUUUUUUACUAGUCUCCUUUUUGCCAACUGUUCCUUUUAGUCAUUUAAAAAAUGUAUUUGGACAGGAGCAAUACGAAGUUCAGGAAACCUAUCCUUGCAUCCUAAAAUAUAUUUACAUUCUGUUGUAUUAAAGUGCUAAUUCUGUCACAUUUUUCUAAGAUUGUUCACAAUAUCCACGUUAUACAUUCACCACUGGAAUUGCAUGCUUUUGCAGUCUUAAGACUGGGGAGGGGGGGUGGGGGGGGGGGGGGUGUUAAAGGGAGCAGAAGCUUCCUGGGGUGUCCAAUACAAAGAGCAGGCAGCAUACUUAAGGAUGACAACUGUUUGUGUUUUGCAAAUCAGUUUUGUCCUUUUGCUCAAGUUGACUUCAUGAUGUUAAAGGUUGCUCGGUUAUUUUUUUAGUCCCAUAUUAAAAAGGUUAUAUUUGUCACUUGUAUUUUAUGGUACUGCCACAUAACGACACAAGUUAAUCUUGCAUGUUGUUCCUAAUGCCUAAAUGCCGGUAAAACCCUCUCUCUUUCUAAUAUAUUUACUGUAGAUUAAGUUGCCUGUUGCCCUUCUUUGUCCAACAAUGAAUAAACAUAUACAUUGUAAACAGAUACUGUGUCAUUCCAUAGAGGUUUAACGUUUGAUUCAUUGGAUAAGCCAUCGAUAUCCCUCUAGCACAAGACUCUGGGGUGAUCAGACCAAUGUUUUAUGAACAUAGUCAUCACAAAAAUCUUGGGUUUCCAUUAGUCUGGUAUUGAUGACUUAUUGGAGUAAAAAACAUGAUAUUUUUAUAAAAUGGUCCAAUAUAGAAAUAUUAUUGGUUAAUAACUUAGGAACUUAUGUUUUUAAAAUGAAAACUGGAAACCCAGAUAUUUUACCAUAAAUAUACUAUUACUGAGAGUGCUACAUCAGUAGGCAAGAGAGAAUGGGCAGAACUUCUUCACAUACGCAAACUACUCCUUACCUUGGAGGUAAAUAACGAGAAGACCCUCUCCUAGCAAUACUGUAGUAAAUGGCAAGAGGCAGCAGCAUUGCCGUGCAUGUAUCAUGGAAAUGCCUUCAAACAAACAAAAGGAAGGAUUUUUCUAUUGUAAUUUUUAAUUAUUCAACAACAGUAUUCCAUUUUGAGAUGAUGGAAAAUUAAUCUACAAUAUCAUUUUUUUUUUUUAAAUCUGUUUUGAUAGUUGUGAAUCUUAUGUGCCACAGUACAACCGGUAUCUUUGUGCCAGCAGCACUUCUCUAACCAGUAUUGGCCUUGUUAAAGUGUGUGUCUGUAGUAGAAUGCCAGAGAGAGAUGGAUAGAGCAGUGUCUUGUAACUGAAACACUUUAAACUCAUUACCAGGUCCACUCUUGUGAUUGCUCCCUAGCCAUAAAUGUGGUUUUGGCUAUGACGAAAAUGUGGGUUAAUAACACUAAAAAUGAAUCUUUAGAAGGAUUUGUUUUAGAUACAUGUUAUCAAAAUAUUAAAUUAUAUGAAGUGAUCUGGCCACUUUGAGCUGCUGUUCAUAUAGUCACAGCUCAAUAUGGGCAGCAAAUGUGUGUACUGUAGAGCCUCAAUUGUUCAUAAAUCAGACAUGCGCUAGAUCAGCACCCUGAACCACAUGGCAGCAGAACACUUCAAUGUAUGUUGCCAUAUUUAAUAGUGUUCAGUUUGUGGAUCUAGUAUGUGUCUACUAUUUGAAAUGUGGAUACAUGGUUCUCAUUGGCUCACCUAUUAAAAGCACUGCCCUCUGGGAGAGUCGUGCCAUGGUUUGAAUUGCAAAGGAUGGCAUUCCUUAAAUCAGCAGUGGCCUGCUCACUUUAUUAUUUGUUUCUCUUUGCAUGUGUAAUUGAAUGGUAGAGUGUCGACCCACAUUACUGUCAGUGGUAUUAUGUUGUAUAAAACUAGCUGUUCAGGUCAGUAAGCAACACUGGUAAAUCUAAAUGGCUAAAAUUUCUGCCAAAGGACUGCAACCCUUUAUUGAAUAUUCUUUGUGUAUGACAUGCAAUAAUGCAUAGAAAGGUUUUCUGCUUCUGAGUAUGUUAUGUAACAAGUAAUUAAUUUCCAAGUCCUAAAAACGGAGUGUCUAAAUUGAUUGAUUGAGAAGCAGUUAAUGCAAGUACUGUAUUAAUAGAAGUAGAUUAUCAGCCCAGUCCCCUUUCUAUUGGUUGGUUUGUCAAUAUACAAAAAGCAGGUUAUUUUAAUUCUAGAAAUAUAUCUAAACAAGGUGAACGGCCCAUUAAUGUACUGCAAAAGUAGGAAUGUGGAAACCUCUACAUGGCUGCUCGGAGUGUGACCAGCUGCCUCAAUGCAGCAUUCACUUUUAGAGUUUGGAGAGACACUUUUUAAUUCUGUCUUCUAAAUGUGUUCUCUGACAGUGUACUAGGAGGCCUGAUUUCUUGUAUUGUGUCUGCUUUCAUUCUGCUGUAUUUUUUAUAUUCCUUUACUUGAGCGUGUAACUCUGCCUACCUUAUCACAAUCAUGUUGCUGUAUUUAACAAUUUUAAAUUCAAAAGUACAUAACCAGUGAAACAUCUUGCUUUUUUACCAAGUAUGCUUGUGGGUUGUUUGUUUGUUUCUGCCAACAUACACGUUGUUUUUAUAUGCACAAUCUAACUGGAUUUAAGUUUCCUGUUUGAUGAAUCAAUUCUCUCCUCUGUCGUGCAAGUAGACCAGUCUGAACUGGGUGGAGUUUGGUAUGUAAUCUCUGUACAUCAUUAUUUUGAAUCUGAAUACAGAAUUCUAAAAGGAUCGAUUCCUUGUGCAUGUAAACAUACUAAUAGUGAGCAGUUAGAAAAAAAAAAUGUAUUCAUUCUAUCUACCUAUCUAUCAUUUUAAUUUGACAAAGAUGUAAACACAGAAACUGUACUUUUCAAAGUGCUGCACUGUUAAAUGUCAUGGGUGCAAUUACUCCACAUUCACUUCAAUAAACAUUGCCAGCA